GUAUAUGAAGGGUUUGGUUUGGGAAAGAGGUACUAUAGGAGCAGGGAUGGGGGCAGCGAGGGCAUUUUCAGGUGCAAGGUGCCGCAGCAGAGAUGAAGUAUACGUAGCAGCAGUGGCCUUGAAGGGACCUGCUCAGCUGCUCUUCUCUCUCAAUUUAUGGGAUUUGCAGCAUUUCAUGGUCAUCACCAAACCCUCUUCCUCUUCUUAUCCUCUUACAGUAUAUGACUUUCAGCCACAGGAUCCUGAAAGUAUAUGGCUGGCUGCUGCUGCCUUAUCUCAUACAAAAAUACCCGGAGCUAUUCUGGUGAGGAAGCUCUCAAAACUUCCUCAGAGGAAAUGUUGGUUUGUAGGGUAUACCAAAGAAGAUGCAGAUGUCCACACAUUCAACCACACCUGGGAAACUCACCUCCUCGUCGGCUCUCAUGAUUGUCGGCAUUAUACUCAAGGCCUUGUAGAGCACCUAACAGGCAACAAAUAUAUACUAGACCAUCUCAGGUCAAACUACUUGUAAACUCUCUACAUACCUCAAUGCAACAAAUCACUACUCUCCAUCUCUGCUGCAAAAUAGAUACUCAUAUCAUAAUGUUGCAUUCUUUUAUUAUAUAGUUAUGGCUUAAUGUUCAUUGUUA
Salvia splendens (bonfire salvia) is the source of this 629-nucleotide messenger RNA. RefSeq lists its product as uncharacterized. The record is from RefSeq and is a predicted model, not a curated record. The transcript is spliced from 3 exons. The coding region runs from base 5 to 511 and encodes 168 amino acids. Lineage: Eukaryota; Viridiplantae; Streptophyta; Magnoliopsida; Lamiales; Lamiaceae.